ACAGUAGACUUGCAAUUCCUUUUAAAGUUGUUGGCAUCUCCAUGGAAAACAUCAUCGAGCGGGCUGCCACAUACCUUCAUCUUGCGACUACGCACGCACCUUCUCUGCUAUUGAUAUUGUGCGAGUAAACCUAGCUCAAGCAGAGAUAGAUGGCUGCCAAUACACCGACAACCGAUGCAACUGGAGGACAAUCAUCGAUGGACGAACGGAUCCUGAAAGCAGCCACCUUUGGUGUUUUCUGGGACAUUGAGGUGUUGGCUACAAAGAGUCCAAGCAUUCUUCUUGGAGUAACUCCGCAAGGGAACAACUGCCUCCACAUAUCCACCAUUCAUGGGCACGAAGAGUUCUGCUUGUAUGCGCUGGCACUAGAGCGUUCUCUCCUUGAAAAGGUCAACUGCGAGAACGAGACGCCGCUUGUCAUUGCUGUUUCACUUGGCCAUGCCUCUUUGGCUUCUAAAUUACUGCAGCAAUGCUGCGGAAGACCACGAUUGAGUCGAGCAAUCUUGCAACAAGACAGGUAUGGAUUUAACGCACUGCAUCAUGCUAUUCGCAAUGGCCACAAGCAACUUGCGCUGGAUUUGAUAGCAGAAGAGUCUGCCCUGUCAAGAGCUGUGACCAAGUACACUGAGUCACCCAUGUUCAUCGCCGUGAUGAGGAAUUAUGUAGAUGUUUCUGAAAAGCUACUAGACGUUGAUGAUUCUUCUGAUGUUGGACAGUAUGGACGCCAUGCUCUUCAUACUGCAGCUAGAAAUGGAAAUAAAGAUCUUGCUCUCCAAAUUAUGGAGAAACGUCCUCGCCUGGCCAGAGAAGCUGACUGGGAUGGGAUUACUCCAUUAAGAAUGGCUAUAUCUUAUAACAAGGUUGAUGUUCUACAAGUAUUGCUGGCACAGCGUUCUUCUUUAGCCUAUGAAACUUUCAAGGAUGGCUAUCCUCUCCUCUAUUCUGCUGCAACUCGGGGUCAAGUUGAUGUUGCUCGUGUUAGAGUUAAACACGGCUAGGAGUACUAGUCCGAGUAGGCUUAGACUUUAUGGCCGUAUCCUACUUAGUUAGGUGCUAGCAGCGUAUAUAAAUACAUGUACCCCUAGGCUUUGUAAAACGUACCACGGAGAUCAAUACAAAGCAACCAGGCACGUUAUGUGCCUGUGGCAAUCAA
Triticum urartu is the source of this 1153-nucleotide messenger RNA. RefSeq lists its product as uncharacterized. Gene Ontology annotation, molecular function: protein binding. Lineage: Eukaryota; Viridiplantae; Streptophyta; Magnoliopsida; Poales; Poaceae. The record is from RefSeq and is a predicted model, not a curated record.